Tachyglossus aculeatus (Australian echidna) is the source of this 1376-nucleotide messenger RNA. RefSeq names its product keratin 18 (gene KRT18). The coding region runs from base 34 to 1329 and encodes 431 amino acids. Gene Ontology annotation, biological process: intermediate filament cytoskeleton organization. Gene Ontology annotation, molecular function: structural molecule activity. The record is from RefSeq and is a predicted model, not a curated record. The transcript has 7 exons. NCBI's taxonomy places the organism in Eukaryota, Metazoa, Chordata, Mammalia, Monotremata, Tachyglossidae. Gene Ontology annotation, cellular component: keratin filament.
CCCUCCGAGCUCGCCCUCCUCUUCCCCGGCCUGAUGAUGAACGUGUCCCCCGCAGCCCGCAGCUACCGCUCGUCGGUGACCUCGAGGGUGACCUCGAGGGUGAGCUCGGGGGGGCUGAGCUCGGGGCUGAGCCCCGGGGGGCCCCCGCGGGGGGGCAGCGCGGCCAGCAUCUACGGCGGCGCCGGGGGCUCGGGCAGCCUGGUGUCCUGGGGUGGGGGGGCCCGGGGGGCCCGGGGGGCCUGGGGCCUGGGCCCGGACAAGGACAAGGAGACGAUGCAGGGGCUCAACGUGCGGCUGGCCAGCUACCUGGACCAGGUGCGGGGCCUGGAGGCCGACAACGGCCGGCUGGAGGCCCAGAUCCGCCAGCUCCUGGACAGCAGGGCCCCCCAAACCCACGACUGGACCCCCUUCUUCAACACCGUGCAGGACCUCCGGGACCAGAUCUUCGCCAGGUCCGUGGAGAACGCCAACCUUGUCCUCGGCAUAGACAACGCCCGACUGGCCGCCGAUGAUUUCAGAGUCAAGUAUGAGACGGAACUGGCCAUGCGUCAGUCAGUGGAGAGUGACAUCCACGGGCUCCGCAAGGUCAUCGACGACACCAACGUGAACCGGUUGCAGCUGGAGACCGAGAUCGAGACGCUCAAACAGGAGCUGCUCUACAUGAAGAAGAAUCACCAGGAGGAGGUGCAGGCCCUGCAGAGACAAAUCGCGGGGUCCGGGCUGACGGUGGAGGUGGACGCCCCGAAGCCCCAGGACCUGGGCCAGGUGAUGGCCGACCUCCGGGCCAAGUACGAAGCCCUAGCCGAGGAAAACCGCAAGGAGCUGGACAAGUAUUGGUCCCAGCAGAUCGAGGAGAGCACCGUCGUGAUGACUUCGCGCUCCGAAGAGGCGGAGAAGGCCCGGGCCGAGGUCACCGAACUGCGCCGGAGACUCCAGUCCCUGGAGAUUGAGCUGGACACCCUGAGAAACCUGAAGGGCAACCUGGAGGGCAACCUGGAGGAGGUGGAGAUGCGCUACAGGCUGCAGCUGGACCAGCAGAACGGGCUGCUUCUGCACCUGGAGGCCGAGCUGGUCAAGGGCCGGGCCGAGUGCCAGCAGCAGGCCCGGGACUACGGGACCCUGCUGGACGUCAAGAGCGAGCUGGAGGCCGAGAUCGACAUGUAUCGCCAGUUGCUCGACGGCAACGACGACUUCAGCCUCCGCGACGCCCUGGAUAGCAAGAGCAGCGGCAGCCCGGGCAUCGUGCAGAGCGUCCACAAGACCACCCGGACCAUCGUGGACGGCAAGGUGGUGUCUGAAACCAACGACUCCAAGGUCAUCCGCCGCUAGGCCCCACCACCGGCCUCGCGGGGCGGCCAAUAAAGGCUCAGAUGGGA